Molecule: messenger RNA, 627 nt
Organism: Capsicum annuum
Lineage: Eukaryota; Viridiplantae; Streptophyta; Magnoliopsida; Solanales; Solanaceae
Exons: 3
Coding region: 1-627 (208 amino acids)
Molecular function (GO): zinc ion binding
Source: RefSeq, a predicted model, not a curated record
AUGUCUAAGGUUGCUAAGGUUGAUCAACGAGUUAAGAAAUAUCUGGAGGAAGCUGGGUAUAAAAAAUGGGCUCGGUGUCACUCUCCUGUAAAUAGAGGUAGAAUGAUGACUUCAAAUAUAGCCGAAUGUAUUAAUGGUUGUUUGGUUGAGGCUAGAAAACUUCCUGUUCUAGGUUUCCUAGAAGAAGUUAGAAUCUUAUUUGCUGCAUGGAAUUGUAAGAACAACGAAAUUGCAUCGUACACCAAUACAACUCUUGGCAGAAGAUUUGAAGAAAUUCUAACUCAUAAUGGUGUUAAGCCAGCAGGGAGUUAUCUUUAUUGUGUUUAUGAUUCGGGACGGAGGUACAUGGUAGAUAUUGAGCGUGGCACGUGCAAUUGUGGCCGAUAUCAAAUUGAUGAAAUACCUUGUCCACAUGGAAUUUCCCUACAAACCAUAGUGAAGACAUAUGAACUCCCGAUAGUUCCAAUGCCAGACAAGAAGGAUUGGGGUGUUCCAGGUUUUGUUGAUGAUGAAGAAGUUUUGCCGCCCAAAUAUCGAAGACCUCCUGGUAGGUCAAAAAAAGGAAGGCAUCUGAAAUCAAGUGAAUCACUGUCUUCAAAUUCAAACCGCUGCGGAAAAUACAGAUGA